GAGGCAUCACCUUCAUCAUCUGCUGUGGCGUCGCCCGGAAAUGAGAGCGCAAGCGCUGAUCUGACGCGAUCCGGACCGGCUUCAGCUGAUCAGAGCGCGGAGAGACUCCUCAGCGCUGCUCCGCACCGGACCUGAAUGUAAGCAUGGACAGAGCCCUGAAGUGUUUCGGAGUGACUCCUGACCUUCAUCAGUAGCCUCACCCAGCGUCAUCAUCAUCAGCAGCAGCAUCAGGACCGAAACGCGUUUCUGCCGUAGUGAGAGAAAGUGUCCCUGGCGGGCCGCAGUCGCGAUGGGCGAGAACAUGUCGAAGCGGCUGAAGCUAGUCACCGGCUCCGAGUCGGAGAUGGAGGAGCGCAGUUUCAUCAACCCGUUCCCGGACCGGGAGCCGCGGGAGCAGGGCCUCUCCGGGUCCCCGAGCUCUGCGGAGCACAGCGGCGCGAACGAGCCGCUCGACGCUGGUGGGAGGAUCAGCGAUGCCUUUCAGAAGAAAGUGCAAAGCAAGAUCACAGAUCUUCUUCAACAGAUGGAGGAGGGCCUGAAGACUGCAGAUCCACAUGAUUUUUCCACCUACACGGGCUGGUCAGGCAUAGCCCUGCUGUACCUGCAGCUGUAUCGAGCGACGCAGGAGGCCCCGCAUCUGCAGCGGGCUCUGGAUUACGUCAAACGCGCGCUGAGGAACCUGAACGGACGGCGCGUCAGCUUCUUGUGUGGAGACGCCGGGCCUCUAGCUGUAGGCGCAGUCGUUCACCACCACUUAAAGAACCAGACCGAGUCCCAGGAGUGCCUCACGAAACUGCUCCAGCUCCAGCGUUCAGUGCUCAGUCCAGACUCAGACAUUCCUGAUGAACUCCUGUACGGACGAGCCGGGUACCUCUACGCCCUGCUGUACGUCAGCAAAGAAAUCGGGCCAGACGCGGUGGACGAGGCCACCAUCGCCAAGGUGGUGACUGCUGUUCUGGAGUCAGGGAAGAACUUGUCUAAAGAGGAGAAGAAAGCCGAGCGCUGCCCGCUGCUGUACGAGUGGCAUAAGAAACAGUAUUUGGGAGCAGCUCAUGGUCUGGCAGGCAUUUACUACAUGCUCAUGCAGCCGAGUGCUAAAGUCAGUCAGGACACUCUGAAUGAGCUGCUCCGGCCCAGUGUGGACUACGUGCGGCACAAGAAGUUCCGGUCGGGCAAUUACCCAUCAUCCCUCAGCAACGAGACGGACAGACUGGUGCACUGGUGUCACGGAGCUCCUGGAGUGCUGCAUAUGCUCAUCAUGACUCAUAAAGUCUUCAAGGAUGAGAAGUACCUACGAGACGCGGCUGAGUGUGGAGAGGUGAUCUGGCAGAGAGGUUUACUGAGGAAGGGUUAUGGACUCUGUCACGGCACGGCGGGGAACGGAUACGCCUUGCUCUCGCUCUACCACGCCACACAGGACAAGAAAUACCUGUAUCGUGCCUGCAAGUUUGCUGAAUGGUGUCUAGACUACGGGACCCACGGCUGCCGUAUUCCUGACCGGCCUUAUUCUCUUUUCGAAGGUAUGGCAGGAGCCAUCCAUUAUCUCUCAGAUGUCAUCCAGCCUGAGGGUUCCUGCUUCCCUGCUUUUGAGCUUUGACCUGUGCGUCUGGAAGCAUAGACUUUUACUCCUUUUUAGGAGCUUUACAUGCUUUUACAUGCUGGUGCAGUUACAUCACUCUGGAUGGACCCUUUAAAAUGAAGAAAACAUUUCUUCCUCCUCAUGGAUGCAAAAAACCCAACCUUCAGCCUAUAAUUUCAAAGAAUGCCGCCUUGAGUUCGGUCGUCGUAGCUUGUAGUCUUUAUCAGUAUGUUGCCAUUUUCUUUCGUAUAAUAUUUUAUGCUAAAAUAUGAUUUUGUUUUGGUUUGUAUCUUGUCUCUCACAUCAACAGCGUUUCUUGCAUCUGCAUGCUUGUUGGUGAAUAGCAGUGCCUCGAUACGAUUGUCUGUCGCGCACUGGAGUGUUUGUCCCAUGUGACGCGGUUCACUCGUUGACGUCCCGUCUGUGUUGUCUUUGUCUUUGCAUGAGGAUGGCGACACGUGCUCAUGUCAGAAUGUGCCGGUGUACGUGUGUCUUUAGGUAAAUUUAUCCAGCUUCCAACAUGGUGUGGUUGUCAAGUAUGUACUGUGCGUAUGUCAGUGUUUCGUUCCAUUGGUUCAUUGGCGCUCUUGAUAAAAGAAAGAAUCCAUUAUACCUGAAUGAAUGACCUGCUCUGGUAAAUAUUGUUUCCUCAGGCAAAAUGUGUUAUGAAUGUCACAAUAAACUGGGCUUUUUCUGAACUGCUGUACUCCAACCUGUCAUUCACCUGAUGUACGAGUCUUCUCAAAUCUGCAAAGAAACGACAGCAUUUGAAAUGAAACCACCUGCAAUCCUGUGCCAUCAGGUAGGUUGUACUGUAAAGUAUGUCAGAUCGCAGUAGUCUGCUGG
This is a messenger RNA of Sinocyclocheilus grahami, 2425 nucleotides long. RefSeq names its product lanC-like protein 2. NCBI's taxonomy places the organism in Eukaryota, Metazoa, Chordata, Actinopteri, Cypriniformes, Cyprinidae. Gene Ontology annotation, cellular component: plasma membrane. The transcript has 10 exons. The record is from RefSeq and is a predicted model, not a curated record. Bases 290 to 1597 code for a protein of 435 amino acids. Gene Ontology annotation, biological process: carbohydrate metabolic process; peptide modification.